CACCCUCCCCUGGGCGAGUUUGGGGCCAUGAAGAGCUUCUCGAAGCGCGAGGCCGACAGGAGGACGUUCUUGGAGCAGGUCCGGGAAAGCAAGGAGAAUGGCUACCUCCUCUCUUCCAAAAAAAUCGGGUCGGGGGCUUUCUCCAAAGUCUAUCUGGGUUACGCCACCCAGGAGAAGAUGAUGCAGAACUACAAGCUGGCCUCAGACCUCCGGAAUAAGCGGCACUCCAUGGUUGCUAUAAAGAUAAUUUCAACAGCAGAGGCACCUGUGGAAUAUACCAAAAAGUUCCUUCCAAGAGAAAUCUACUCCCUGAAUGUUACUUACAAGCACCUAAAUGUGAUCCAGCUCUAUGAGAUGUAUAGGAAUAGCAAGCGCACCUACCUGGUGCUGGAGCUUGCCUCCCGUGGAGACCUCCUGGAGCACAUCAACGCCACAUCUGACCGGAGGGAAUACCCCGGCCUGGAGGAGGAGGAGGCACGAAGGCUCUUCCGGCAGAUUGUCAGUGCUGUCGCACACUGUCACAAUGUUGGCAUUGUCCACAGAGAUUUGAAGUGCGAGAACAUUUUAUUGGACGAACGUGGCUUCAUUAAACUGACGGAUUUUGGCUUUGCCAACCGCUAUUCCUUGAAGAACUCACUAAUGAGCACCUUCUGUGGUUCUGUGGCCUACACCGCCCCCGAGAUCCUCAUGAGCAAGAAAUACAACGGGGAGCUGGCUGACCUAUGGAGCCUUGGGGUGAUCCUCUACGCCAUGGUGACAGGGAAGCUCCCCUUCAAGGAGCGCCAGCCGCACAAGAUGAUCCACGUGAUCAAGCAAGGCCUCGCUUUCCGGCAGCCGAUCUCACCAGAGUGCCAGAACCUCAUUGAGGGCUUGCUCCAGCUGAAGCCAGCAGCCCGCCUGGGGUUGCAGCAAGUGGCCACCCACCGCUGGAUGCUCCCAGCCACCUCGGCCAUCUUCCACCGGGUGAUGAGCUCCAUGGGAGUCCAUCCGGAGUGCGCCGUGGGCCAAGAAAAGCCCCAAGCGGCGCCAGCUGCAGCAGACCCUUCCCCUGCCGGGUCAUGA
Messenger RNA from Python bivittatus (Burmese python), 1062 nucleotides. Lineage: Eukaryota; Metazoa; Chordata; Lepidosauria; Squamata; Pythonidae. The record is from RefSeq and is a predicted model, not a curated record.